AAAUGGAAGCAAUAUACCCGUGUACUCCGUCGCCAUGUGGUCCAAAUAGUCAAUGUAGAGAAUUAAAUAAUCAAGCUGUUUGUUCUUGUUUACCAUCCUUUAUCGGAAAUCCACCUAUGUGUCGUCCUGAAUGUACAACUAGUGCAGAAUGUCCAACAAAUUUAGCAUGCGUAAACAAUAAAUGUGUAGAUCCUUGUCCAGGAGUAUGUGGACAAAGUGCAAAUUGCAGAGUUAUAAAUCACAGUCCAUUGUGCAUAUGCAAUUCAGGAUUUACAGGAGAUCCGUUUUCUAUUUGCUAUCCAAUACAAAAUGCUCCAGAACCUCUACCACAACCACCGAUAAACCCGUGCAUACCAUCACCAUGUGGUGCCUACUCCCAAUGUCAAAAUUAUGGAGGUUCUCCUUCGUGUACAUGUUUACCAUCGUAUAUAGGAUCUCCGCCAAAUUGUAAGCCAGAAUGCACAAUCAAUGCUGAUUGUCCUAGUAAUGUGGCAUGUAUUAGAGAGAAGUGUAGAGAUCCGUGUCCAGGUUCUUGUGGUUUGAAUGCCCAUUGUCAAGUAUUAAACCACAUUCCUAUAUGCAUUUGUCCAGAAGGAUAUUCUGGAGAUCCUUUUUUGAGCUGUUACAUCAAACCAGAACCGCCAAUUCAACAAGCUUCAGAUCCUUGUAAUCCUUCUCCAUGUGGAUCAAAUGCUUUGUGCAAUAAUGGAAUUUGUACGUGCAUUUCUGAAUAUCAAGGAGAUCCCUAUAGCAUAUGCCGACCAGAAUGUGUCCUUAAUAAUGAAUGCCCUCAAAAUAAAGCAUGCAUACGAAAUAAAUGUAUGGACCCUUGUCCAGGAACUUGUGGUAAAAAUGCAUUAUGUGAAGUUUAUAAUCACAUACCAAUGUGUAGAUGUCCACAAGGAAUGAAUGGAAAUGCAUUUAUUGAAUGUUUACCAUACCAAGCUCCAAUUGAAACAAAUCCAUGCCAACCAUCUCCAUGUGGCCCCAACAGUCAAUGUAGAGAAGUGAAUGGCUAUUCAAUGUGUUCUUGUCUUAAUGGAUAUUUUGGAACGCCACCAUCUUGUCGUCCUGAAUGCUCCAUUGAUUCCGAUUGUAGUCAAAAUAGGGCCUGUUCAAAUCAAAAAUGCCGUGACCCGUGUCCAGGAGCUUGUGGAGAGAAUGCUCAAUGUCACACUAUAAGUCAUAGACCACAUUGUACAUGUCCUCCAGGUUUCACCGGAAACGCAUUUUCUAGAUGCUAUGUACAACAAUUACCACCAGAACCAGUCCGAAAUCCAUGUGUACCUUCACCGUGUGGCCCAAAUUCUCAAUGUCAAAUUAACGGAAAUUCUCCAUCGUGUUCAUGUGCACUUGACUAUAUUGGUUCGCCUCCAAACUGCCGUCCAGAAUGUAUCAGUAAUAAUGAAUGUGCUUAUCAUCUUGCCUGUAUCAAUUUGAAAUGUAAAGACCCGUGUCCUGGUGUGUGUGCUUCGAAUGCUAUUUGCAAAGUAAUUAGUCACACUCCGAGAUGUAGCUGUCCACCUGGUUAUAGUGGUGAUCCAUUCACACAAUGYAUAUUAAAACAAGCGGAACCAAUUCAAGAAAUAAUAAAUCCUUGUAGACCAUCACCUUGUGGUCCCAAUACAUUAUGUAAAGAACAAAAUAAUGCUGGUUCCUGCAUUUGUCUACCUGAAUAUUAUGGAAAUCCUUAUGAAGGAUGUCGACCUGAGUGUAUGGUUAAUACUGACUGUAAUGCUAACAAAGCCUGCAUGGCAAACAGAUGUAACGACCCAUGCCCAGGAACUUGUGGCAGUAAUGCUAAAUGUCAAACUAUUAACCACAUACCAAUGUGCAAUUGCUUACCUGGAUAUAUUGGAGAUCCGUUUAAAUACUGUCAAAUUAUACAACCACAACAAGCUGAAAUUAUACCAAGUUAUCCAUGCACUCCAUCUCCGUGUGGUCCAAACAGUUUUUGCAAAGAGAAUAAUGGACAAGCCAUUUGCUCGUGUUUACCAUCCUAUGUAGGAUCUCCACCUGGAUGUAGACCUGAAUGUGUCACUAACGCUGAAUGUGUGCAAAACAAAGCAUGUAUUAAUCAAAAAUGUGCAGAUCCCUGUCCAGGAACAUGUGGAAAAAAUGCGUAUUGCCAAACAAUAAACCAUCAUCCUAUAUGUAAAUGUAGCGCCGGUUACACAGGCAAUCCAUCUACAUACUGUUCCUUAAUAAAAUAUGAAUCUCAAGAAACACCUGUUAUUAUUAACCCUUGCUCGCCUUCACCUUGUGGACCUUACUCUGAAUGUGUAGUAUAUGGAAACUCUCCAUCUUGUUCAUGUUUACCUGCAUAUGUCGGUAGUCCACCAAACUGCAGACCUGAAUGCAUUGUUCAUGCUGAGUGUCCAAGUAACAUGGCUUGCAUGAGAGAAAAAUGCAGAGAUCCAUGUCCAGGAUCUUGUGGUUUAGGAUCACAGUGCAAUGUAAUUAAUCAUCUACCGAUUUGUACAUGCCCAGCUGGUUAUACAGGAGAUCCAUUUGUCAGCUGUUAUAUAAAAUCAAGCCCAACUCCAAAGCCACAAUUCACAGACCCAUGUUAUCCAUCUCCAUGUGGACCAAGUGCUAUAUGUAAUAAUGGAAUUUGUUCAUGUAUACUCGAUUAUCAAGGUGAUCCCUACCGCGGUUGUCGGCCGGAAUGUGUUUUAAAUGAAGAUUGUCCUAGGGAUAAAGCAUGUGUGAAAAAUAAAUGCAUCAAUCCAUGUAUAGGCACUUGUGGAAACAAUGCAAUUUGUGAAGUUUAUAAUCAUAUACCAAUGUGCCAUUGUCCACCUGGAAUGACUGGAAAUGCAUUUAUUACGUGUCACCAAAUAAUACUACAAGAACCAGUAAAACAAAAUCCAUGUUCACCUUCACCCUGUGGUCCAAAUAGUCAAUGUCGAGAUGUAAACAAUCAACCAAUUUGUACAUGUUUACYUACUUUCUUUGGAUACCCUCCCAAUUGUCGACCUGAAUGUACUGUUAAUUCGGAUUGUUCUAUGAACACCGCUUGUCUAAAUCAGCGGUGUAGAGACCCGUGCCCGGGAACUUGUGGUAUGAGUGCAGAAUGCCAAGUCAUAAAUCAUAAUGCAAUAUGUAGUUGUCCAAUGCAUUUAACUGGAGAUCCAUUUUCGAAAUGCUACUAUCCAGUUGUAUCGAAACCACAACAAGAUCCAACUAACCCUUGUAUUCCAAGCCCAUGUGGACCAUACUCGGAAUGCCGUGUAACUUUGAACACUUACACAUGUACAUGUAUACCAAACUACCAAGGAUCACCUCCACAUUGUCGUCCAGAAUGUAUUUCGAAUAGCGAUUGUAGUUAUAAUUUUGCAUGUAUCAAUAUGAAAUGCAAAGACCCGUGUAUUGGUUCAUGUGGUUUAAAUACUGAAUGUCAUGUAUAUAACCAUAUACCUCAAUGCACUUGUAUUCAAGGAUUUGUUGGAAAUCCUUUCGUAUCAUGUCAUAUUCAUCAAGCGCAACCUGUACAACCAACUCCAACAUCACCAUCAGAUCCUUGUUACCCCUCACCGUGUGGACCUAAUGCUAGAUGUCGUGUCCAGAACCAGAACGCCAUUUGUGAAUGUUUACCAGAAUAUCAAGGAAAUCCGUACGAGUCUUGUAGGCCAGAAUGCCUAGUUAGCUCUGAUUGCACCAUGAACAAGGCUUGUAUUAGAAGCAAAUGCCAAGAUCCAUGUCCUGGUACAUGUGGCAUAUCUGCUAUAUGUUUUGUGUCAAAUCAUAUACCAAUAUGUUCAUGCCCCGAAAGUUUAACUGGUGAUCCUUUCCAAAUGUGUCACCCAAUACCAGUUAGAGAUCCAAUUCCGUCUGAUCCAUGUAUUCCAUCACCUUGUGGACCAAAUACUCGUUGUCACAUAAUGAAUGGCGCAGCUAUCUGUGAAUGUUUACAAGGAUAUGAAGGAUCUCCCUCCACUAGUGGAUGCAGGCCCGAAUGCGUGAUUAGUCCUGAUUGUCCUCGUAAUAGAGCUUGCGUUAACAAUAAAUGUGUUGACCCGUGUGUCGGAGUAUGUGGAUAUGAUGCAAUUUGUCAAACUAUUAACCACAGCCCUGUUUGUUCUUGUCCACCACCCACUAUUGGAGAUCCAUUCGUUGAAUGUAAACAACAACCAGCUUUGCCAAGUGACCCAUGUAACCCAUCCCCGUGUGGAAGUAAUGGUCAAUGUAGAGUAAUCGGAAAAGUUGCAUCUUGCGUUUAUCCGGAAUGUAUUAUUAACCAAGAUUGCCCAAGAGAUAAGGCAUGUUUUACACAGAAAUGCCAAGAUCCAUGUCGAGAUGUUUGUGGAUUAAACGCUAUUUGUCAAGUAGUAAAUCACAAUGCUCUAUGUUCAUGUCCUCCAGGAUACUAUGGAGAACCUAAACAACAGUGUAUAAUACAACGAUCACCAGAACCUAAGCCAGAAUGUACUACUGAUGGAGAAUGUUCCAACGACAAAGCGUGUAUAAAUUAUGCCUGUAAAAACCCGUGUCAGGAAUCACCAACUACUUGCGCGAGAAAUGCAUUAUGCUAUGUUCAGAAACACAGAUCUGUGUGUGUGUGUAGAGAUGGAAUGACUGGAAACGCUCAAAUACAAUGUGUAGAAAUUGGUUGUCGUGCUGAUACUGAUUGUCCACCAGAAAAAUCAUGUGUUAAUGGAGAUUGUGUUGACCCGUGUGCAUACACUCAUUGUGGUAUCAACGCACUUUGUCGAACUGAUGGGUACCACAGAGCUCGGUGUUAUUGCCCUCCCGCGUAUGAGGGAGAUCCAUUUGUAGAAUGUAGAAGACCUGAAUGCGUGACCGAUUCAGACUGUCCGUCAACAUUAGCUUGUAGAAAUCAACAUUGUCAAAGUCCAUGUGAUUGUGCCCCGACUGCUUUGUGUACCGUGGCUAACCAUGUAGCUGCGUGUAGAUGUCCACCAGGUUAUAUAGGAAAUCCUCAUACUUCUUGUACAUUAACUCCACUCGCUAUUCCACCUCAAUGUACAAUGGACUCAGACUGUGCUAGUAAAUUGGCCUGUUUCAACGGAGAUUGCAAAAAUCCAUGUUAUGAGAUAAAACCAUGCGGGCCAAAUGCUGAAUGUAUUGUAGUAGAUACGUUACCUCAUAGAACUAUGUCAUGUCAGUGUAUUCCAGGCUAUGUUGGCGAUGCCGACGUCCAAUGUAAACUAGGUGCUCCGUCAUCAGUAGGUUGUACCUCUAAUGACGAUUGCCAACAGACAGACUUUUGCUUAAACCGCCAAUGUGUUAAUCCAUGCACUAUAUCCAACCCUUGUUCAUCUACUGCACUGUGUACAAUCAAUAAUCACAAAGCCGUUUGUAAAUGUCCAGACGGCCUUUUUGGUGAUCCAUUCGUCAGUUGUUACAAAGUACCACUGGCUUCACCAGAAUGUACAACAGAUUCUGAAUGUCCAAGUUCUAAAAUAUGUGCCAACCAAUAUUGCCAAGAUCCGUGUCAAAUAUCAAAACCAUGUGACACCACUGCUGAAUGUGUAACAAUUAAUCAUCGACCAAUUUGUAAUUGUCCAAAUGGAUGGGCAGGAAAUCCUCAAAUUCAGUGUUAUAAACCUGGUUGCAAGACCGAUAGUGAUUGCGUUUAUGAUAAAGCAUGCAUUAACAGCAAUUGUUUGAAUCCGUGUUCUACUCUGAGUUGUGGUCAUGGAGCUGAUUGUAUUGUACAAGCUCACAAAGCUCAUUGCAUUUGUCCGGCAGGUACACAAGGUUCACCGAUGAUAUCUUGUGUAUCAGUAGUGUGCCAGUAUAAUGAAGACUGUGCAGAUCAUGAAGCAUGUGACAGGUUAAACAGAAGAUGCAGACCUGUCUGUGAACAAGACACUUGUGCUGAGCAGGCAACAUGUCUAGCUCAAAAUCACCAACCAACGUGCACAUGUUUAAAUGGCUUCCAAGGCAACCCUUACAUUGAAUGCAUUGAAUCAAGAGUACCAUCCAUAACUCCUGAGUGCACUACUGAUUCUGACUGUCCAUCACAACAUGCUUGUGUAAACCAGAGAUGUCAAAACCCCUGUACCAUUUCUGUACUCUGUUCACCAGAUCAAGAGUGCCAUGUUCAAGACACAGUUCCAUACAGAACUAUUAUGUGUCAAUGUAGAUCAGACACUGUUGCCACUAUUGAUGGUGGCUGCAAACCAAUAGUUCCCAUUACUCCUCAAUGUAAAAGCGAUCUAGAAUGUCCAUUAUCAGAAAGAUGUGUGAAUCAAGGAUGUGUAGAAGCAUGUCGAAUCGACCCAUGUGGUAUAAAUGCACAAUGUAUCUCACAAAACCAUCAAGCUGCAUGUUCAUGUCCACCAGGCUAUACUGGAAAUCCACACACAGAAUGCUCACUUCAACAAUCGAUUCCAAUAUUACCACCAUAUCCAGAAUGUACGAAAAACGAUGACUGUGCGUCAGACAAAACUUGUAUCAACCAAAGAUGUGUUAGUCCAUGCACUUUAGGAGACAGUUGUGGCCGUGGAUCAUUCUGUCAUUCACAAAACCACCAACCCAUUUGUAGAUGUCCUAACGGUUACACCGGAGAUCCUCGCAUAGCUUGCACUCCACCAUCGUCAAUACCAUCCGUGGAAUGUGUUUCAAACACUGAUUGUACUGCAGAGGAAUCGUGUAUCAAUAGAAUGUGUGUGAGUCCGUGCAAUUGCGGUCCCAACUCGGAUUGCAAAGUUAAUAACCACUAUCCUAGUUGUAUUUGUAAGCCUGGGUAUUAUGGAAAUCCUCAACAAGGCUGCAUAAAAAUAGGAUGUAUAUCAGAUGAUCAAUGUGCUUAUGAUAAACAAUGUUACAACGGCGAAUGUGUUCCACCGUGUUUACUGAGCGACCCCUGUGCACCAACUGCAAAAUGUUACGGUGACAAUCAUCGUGCUGCGUGUCAAUGUCCGACGGGUUACUUCGGAAAUCCGUUUGAGAAAUGUGAAAGAACUGAAUGUACAUACGACGUGGACUGCCCGUCAGAUCGUAUGUGUUUUGACCAGCAUUGUAUCAAUCCAUGCACAGAACAACACGGCACUCCAUGCGCAUCAAAUGCCAUCUGCUCUGUCAGAAACCAUGCCGCGACAUGUAGAUGUCCAGAAAACUUCCCGAUGGGUGAUCCAAAUACUUACUGUGAACGUUUACCACCACCUCUGUUUGGUGAACCAGAAUGCAAAAUUGACGUGGAUUGUGCCAGUCGUCUUGCAUGUAUCAGAGAAAAAUGUGUAGAUCCUUGUCAUGAAAUCAAACCCUGUUCAAAUAGUGCUACGUGUACGGUCUUGGACAGUGUACCAGUUAGAACAAUGACGUGUACGUGUUCCGAAGGAUGGGUGCUUAACGAAGGUGGAGAAUGUAGACAAGUCGUUGUUUCCUCACCACCAGGUUGUACUACAAACGAUGACUGUCCGUCAAACGAAGCAUGCCUUAACCGACAGUGCCGUAAUCCUUGUAAUUGCGGUACAAACGCCCAAUGUUUCGUUCAAAAUCAUCACCCAGUUUGUUCUUGCUUGGAAGGUUAUGAUGGAAAUCCAAACUUUGCUUGCAGAAUAGUGGGAUGUAAGAGAAACUCAGAAUGUGAUUCCGGCAAAGCCUGCAUCAACGGCCAUUGUCUAAAUCCAUGCAUAGUAGAAGAUCCGUGUGGUCCGAACGCUGAAUGUUUCACAGUUGCCAGUCGCCCUGAGUGUCGGUGCAAGAGCGGUUAUCGAGGAAACCCGUAUGACCGGUGCCUGGUAAUCGGUUGCCGCAGCAACAACGACUGCCCCAACGACCGAUCAUGUAUAAAUGGCCAGUGCAUAAACCCGUGCGUGUACGAACACCCGUGUUCGUCGCAAGCCGAAUGCAAAGUACAAAACCAUUUCGCUCUGUGCCGAUGUCCUCCGGGAAUGGUGGGUAACCCGUACGUGGCCUGCAGACAGGAAGCGCAGCCAGAAUGUAAGGAAGACGCUGACUGUCCGUCACUGUUGGCCUGCUUUGACAAUGUGUGCCGUAACCCAUGCACUACGUUAGAACCGUGCAAACGGCCGGCCGAGUGCGUGGUGAUCGAUUCACUACCGGUCAGGACCAUGAUCUGUGAAUGUCCCAGUGGUUACGUGAGCAGCGGCAGUGGCACUUGUAAGAUCACGCCACCGAUGACAGCCGUAGCCUGCACCACAGACACGCAAUGCCCAUCGGACAGGGCUUGCCUGAACGGCAGGUGCAUAGAUCCGUGCAACUGUGGCCCGAACUCCGAGUGCAGAGUGUGGGACCACAAGCCAGUAUGCUCUUGUCUGGCUGGAUUUGACGGCAGCCCAGAGAUCGACUGUUCUAGAGCCGGUUGUCGAAGUGAAUCUGACUGUUCUGGUCAACACACCUGCGUCAACCGUAUUUGCGUGCCCGUGUGCGCCGCGGACGGCAGCAGUUGCGGAACCGCAUCUGAAUGUUACGGCAUCAAUCAUCAAGCCGUGUGCGAAUGUCCGCCAGGAAUGGCUGGAAAUCCACAGAUAGCCUGUGUAGUCGCUGGCUGUCGGUCAGAUACGGAUUGUCCUAGCGACAAGGCGUGCAUAAACACCAAAUGUAUCGAUCCGUGCACCAGAAAUAAUCCGUGCGUCAAGCCAGCCGAAUGUACGGUGUACAACCACCGCACCGAUUGCACAUGUCCGCCAGGUUACGUCGGAAAUGCAGGAACUACUUGUAAACAAAUCGAAACUGGAUGUCAAAGCGAUUCCGAAUGCCCAUCACAAACGGGUUGCAUCAACAAAUUGUGCGUCAGCCCGUGCGACGUUUCGUCACCGUGUGGAACAAACUCAAUAUGCAAAGUCCUCGAUACCUUCCCGAUAAGAACGAUGACGUGUGAAUGUCUACCGGGUACACAAGGAAAUGCAGCCAUACGAUGUGACGAAGUUUCAAAAUGUCCAAUCGAUAAAGGCUACGUGAGAAAUGAAAACGGAGAAUGCGUGUGUCCUCCGGGCACAGCCCUAAACCAAGAAGACGAAUGUCGUAGGUGCGUAGUCGAACUAGGAUACAAGAUCGAUGAACGCGGCCAUUGUGUGUGCGCGCUGGACAGAGGAUUGAUUAUUGACGAGAGAGGACGUUGCAUAUGUCCGACUGAACACGGUUACAGUUUGAACAUCUAUGGACAAUGCGUACCGAAAAACACAACACAACUCAGGACGGACUUCCCAAGACCGGACAUGGUCGUCACGUGUUUGUCGGACGGAGUACAAGUGGAAAUCCAUAUUACAGAAAAAGGAUUUAACGGAGUGCUUUAUGUGAAGGGUCACAGUAAAAACGAACAGUGUAGACGAGUCGUAUCGAUGGCGCAAGACUCGUCACCCAGGACAGAAAUUUUCAAAGUCAACUUUGGAAAUUGUGGACUUAUACACAUCAACGGCCAGGCUAGUUUUGUGUUGGUCAUACAGAAACAUCCAAAAUUGGUGACUUACAAAGCCCAAGCCUAUCACAUACGAUGCGUGUACAACACUGGAGAACAGAACGUCACGCUUGGCUUUAACGUUUCCAUGUUGACCACGGCUGGUACCAUUGCGAACACCGGACCACCGCCUACGUGUCUGAUGAAGAUCGUCACGCACACUGGUCAAGAAAUCGAUUCAGCUGAAAUAGGUGACAACCUAAUGCUACAAGUGGACGUCCAGCCGUCGAGCAUCUACGGAGGAUACGCCAGGAGCUGUGUGGCAAAAACUAUUGAAGACAAUGUAGAGAACGAGUACAUAGUAACCGACGAAAAUGGGUGCGCGACUGACCCGACGAUAUUCGGCGAGUGGGACUACAACGCAGACACCCAAUCGCUGUUGGCUGGUUUCAACGCAUUCAAAUUCCCAAGUUCCGACAACAUAAGAUUCCAAUGUAACAUACGCGUAUGCUUCGGCAAAUGCCAACCGGUAAAUUGCCGCGGCUACAACGCCUUUGGAAGACGCAGAAGACGUGAAAUAUCCAAGAACGACGACGAUGCCCUUGAGUCCGCCCAGCGAGGACAGCUGAGAGAAGAGAUCACGAUCGAAUCGAACGCCAUUUUAACGUUCGAACGCAGGGAAGAACGACUGAUGGAUCCGACUGAAGCUCCAAUCAUUCAGCCCGCCGAGGACAUUUGUGUGUCAGUCAUCGGACUUAUAGUGGCCCUUGUCAUCACGGCCCUGCUAGCGCUGGUGGCUGUGGCCGUGGCUGUUUCUUGUUGGCUGAUGGCCUACAGGAGAACGCCAAACGUCAACGGUCCACUGCCGCAUCCUACCCAAGUGCCGAAUCCGAUGUUCAUGAAUCAUGACCGGACGUCUUCCGAACCGUCGCCGGAUUACCUGACAUGAUGAAAUCAACGAAGACUAAGACGACGACAACGAUAUUAUAUGUUAUUUUGUCGUCAUUUAUUCAUUUAUACGACUACCUAUAAUUUUAUAAAAAAUCAAUUUGUCAUACCUUAACACCACCUCCCCCCCCCACCCACAUAACAGUCGGGUCGUAAGCGCCUAACACAUUUUAUUAUUAUUAUUUUAUAAAUGCCUAUAUACUGUUUUACGACUGUUAUUCGUUUGCCAUGUUUUGCGCUCAACAAAAGUAUCACGGGCCUUUAAUUAGCUGCAGACACUCGCCGUUCAAAUUAUAAAAUAAUAAAUAUUAGACAUUUAAGAAGUACACAUCGUAAUGAUAAUAUUAUAGACAUUGGGAUGGAAAAAGGUUAAGGAAAGAAUACUUACUUAUUUGAUAAUGUAACGAGACGACGAGUGUUCCCCGAUUAAAGGCCUUUCAGUGAACUAGACGCGAUAUAAUUAGUCAAAACUACUCAAUUAAAACGUAAAUAAUUAUUUCUAACGUACAUAAUAUUAUUAUUCAUGUUUUAAUUGUUGUAUGGACAUCUCUUCCGAACGCUUACACGGCGCGUUUUGUAGCUUAAUUAAAUAGGUAUCUCACGCAGACAUAAGCCAUUGUUAAAAAAAUAUAUGCUAUACAUUUAUUCACAAUCCGAUGACGUGUUGUGCGAUACAUUUCUUCGAAUGGGUGACGUUUGAAGUCGUAAGCUUUCGGAAGACUUGUUCACUUUUAGUUUUAAGGUAUAUGUGAGUGUAUGUAAUAUAUUAGAAUUAAAUUUGUAUAAUCAUUUAACAUUUUAAUCGAAUGUUGUGUAUGAAAGUGUGAUAUAUGAAUAACUAUUAAUUUAUUAACAAAAUAAAUAAUUUAAAAAAAAAAAUUAACUUCCUAAAUAAACAUAUUAUUUUCAGUCAUUAGAAAAUCGUUAAAAAUGACUAAUUAUAUAUAUAUAUAUAUAUUACUCCUACUUAAAUCAAAACUGUUAAGUAUUCUUUUCCAGUCAUUAAUUAACAAAUUUAGGCUUUAGAAUAAAUUUAUAUAUUGUAGUACCUAACUAGCAGUAAGUUCUGUUUAAGAU
This is a messenger RNA of Diuraphis noxia (Russian wheat aphid), 11356 nucleotides long. RefSeq names its product fibrillin-like protein dumpy (gene dpy). The record is from RefSeq and is a predicted model, not a curated record. NCBI's taxonomy places the organism in Eukaryota, Metazoa, Arthropoda, Insecta, Hemiptera, Aphididae. Gene Ontology annotation, molecular function: calcium ion binding.